UGUGAGAAUUGACCAAUGAAAGAAGACAGCACUGUGUUGAAUCGGUAUAAAUAUGAACAAAAUCGAGAGAAUUUCAAUUCACACUGCUCAUCUUUUAGUCCAGAUUUCAAGAAAGAACUGAAAACAAAAAUGAAACUUUUGAUCUUGAUCGUCGCUUCUGUGAUGAUAAUAGGAAUCCAGGCUAAGGAUGGAUAUCCGUUGGGAAGGGAGCAAUGUACAAUCCCUUGUUUAUUCGAUAAUGACUUUUGUAAUAGAAAGUGCGUUGAACAGAAAGGAAAGUCGGGUUACUGCUAUUUUUGGAAACAGUCAUGCUAUUGCGAGGGACUUCCCGACGACAAAGUUUUUGAUCCAGCAACUAGUAAAUGUAAAGGUUAAAGUGAUGUCACAAUUGUUUUUCAGUUUGAUGCAAUUGUAGUCUUAUAAAAUAAAAUUACAUAUUUCUGCAAAUAUUAAA
This is a messenger RNA of Centruroides sculpturatus (bark scorpion), 454 nucleotides long. RefSeq names its product beta-neurotoxin Css9-like. The coding region runs from base 16 to 375 and encodes 119 amino acids. Gene Ontology annotation, molecular function: sodium channel inhibitor activity; toxin activity. The record is from RefSeq and is a predicted model, not a curated record. NCBI's taxonomy places the organism in Eukaryota, Metazoa, Arthropoda, Arachnida, Scorpiones, Buthidae. Gene Ontology annotation, cellular component: extracellular region. The transcript has 2 exons. Gene Ontology annotation, biological process: defense response.